This is a messenger RNA of Contarinia nasturtii (swede midge), 1513 nucleotides long. RefSeq names its product RNA cytidine acetyltransferase-like. Gene Ontology annotation, cellular component: nucleolus; 90S preribosome. Gene Ontology annotation, biological process: rRNA acetylation involved in maturation of SSU-rRNA. The transcript has 7 exons. The coding region runs from base 121 to 1257 and encodes 378 amino acids. The record is from RefSeq and is a predicted model, not a curated record. Gene Ontology annotation, molecular function: tRNA binding; 18S rRNA cytidine N-acetyltransferase activity. Lineage: Eukaryota; Metazoa; Arthropoda; Insecta; Diptera; Cecidomyiidae.
CAAAAUGUAAACAUAACCUCAUUCAAAUUAUUCACGUGCGUAUAUGUUAAUGUGUUCAGGUUGAAGUUGCAAGAAACAAAAUAUUCUAAAGAGUACUUAGGAAACUUUGUAAUAUUGAAAAUGGUGAAAAAGAAAAUAGAUAAUCGUAUUCGAGUGAUGAUUGAAAAUGGUGUAAGGCUUGGCCAUCGUACAAUGUUUAUAAUUGUAGGGGACAAAGCUCGAGAUCAAGUUCCCAUUCUUUAUGAUAUGCUAACUAAAUCAUCAGUACGAGCCAGACCAUCGGUUUUAUGGUGUUAUAAAACCAAAGAUGAAACCAUUUCAAACCAUGGAAAGAAGCGUGCAAAGAAAAUACAGGCCGGUAAAAUAGAUGUGAAUGAAGCUGAUUUAUUUGAUACAUUUCGUGUUUCGACCACAAUUCACGGUCGUUAUUAUUCAGAAACGCACACAAUAUUGGGUCGUACAUAUGGCGUUUGUGUUUUGCAAGAUUUUGAAGCAUUGACACCAAAUUUAUUGGCCCGUACGGUCGAAACAGUUGAAGGUGGUGGUUUGAUAAUUCUUUUACUAAAAUCAAUACAAUCAUUGAAACAGCUAUAUACGAUGGCGAUGGAUGUUCAUAAAAGAUAUCGUACCGAUGCGCACCAAAAUAUUACAGCUCGUUUUAAUGAACGUUUAAUUCUCUCGUUGGCUGAUUGUGAUCGAUGCUUACUAGUUAAUGACGACUUGACCGUUUUGCCAUUGAGUUCAAAGACUGCAAAUGUACAACCGAUAGAUAUUGGUAAUUUAUGUGGUUCAAAUGAAAAAGAACUUUUAGCAGCAGAGUUAAAAGAUAAUUUGCGUGAUACCCCACCAGCUGGGCCUCUUGUGAGUCUAUGCAAAACAUAUGAUCAAGCCAAGGCAGUAGCCCAAUUUAUCGAUGCAUUGGCAGAGAGACAAGUCAAGCCACCUACAUCUUUAACAGCCGGUCGAGGACGCGGGAAAUCGGCUGCAAUGGGACUUUCGAUCAGUGCCGCAGUAGCAUUUGGCUAUGUUAACAUUUACGUUACAUCUCCACAUCCUGAGAAUUUAAUCACCCUUUUUGAAUUUGUUCUAAAAGGAUUCGAUGCACUGGAAUAUCAAGAGUAUGUAGCAGGGUAUACUUACUUUAAAAAGUACUAUUCCGUUAUUGAAGAAUGCUAUCCAUUCUUUCGAUUAUUUUUCCAUUAUACCCAUUACAUCCAUUUCAAAAAAUCACAAUAUCAAUAUCCAUUUAGUAUGUAAGAAAGUAGUAAGGGUUUGAUCAUACACAUAUACACACAUAAAUUAAAAACAAUUUGCAAAUGAAUUGAACGAAGCUGCGUUAGAAAACACUUUGCUGACAAAAAUUGAGAUUUGGUAGUAGCAGUGGAGAGAACAACACACAAGGAAUCAAUAUUGUACACACAGUAGCAUCGGAACAACGUCACAACAACGACAACAUCGCGACGCAAACGGAUAAACGAAAACUGUAUCAACACCAACAAGAAAUCACAUUCGG